Talpa occidentalis (Iberian mole) is the source of this 4745-nucleotide messenger RNA. RefSeq names its product purine nucleoside phosphorylase (gene PNP). The record is from RefSeq and is a predicted model, not a curated record. The transcript has 6 exons. Gene Ontology annotation, cellular component: cytoplasm. Gene Ontology annotation, biological process: nucleoside metabolic process. Gene Ontology annotation, molecular function: purine-nucleoside phosphorylase activity. The coding region runs from base 181 to 1053 and encodes 290 amino acids. NCBI's taxonomy places the organism in Eukaryota, Metazoa, Chordata, Mammalia, Eulipotyphla, Talpidae.
GGAAAUGGGGCCUGCCCUCGUGCUCAGCUGCCAUUGGCUGCGGAACCCGCCCGGGGAUAUAAAACAGCCGAGCAAACAGUGCACUAACUGUGCCAACCUGACCCGGCGGCAGAAGUUCAGCUCAGCGGAGCAGAUCGCAGCGGAGGAGGGCAGGCUCAUCGAGAGGGCGGUGGCAGGACCAUGGAGAAAGAAGAGUACACGUAUGAAGAUUACCAGCACACUGCCAAUUGGCUUCGGUCCAAAACCACUCUCCAACCUCAAGUGGCAGUGAUCUGUGGUUCUGGGUUAGGAGGUCUGACUGAUAAAUUGACUAAGGCUGAGAGCUUUAACUACAAGGACAUACCAAACUUUCCCCAAAGUACAGUGCCAGGUCACGCCGGUCGCUUGGUGUUUGGGUACCUGAAAGGCCAGCCCUGCGUGAUGAUGCAGGGCAGAUUCCACAUGUAUGAAGGCUAUUCGCUCAGGAAGGUGACGUUCCCAGUAAGGGUUUUCCAUCUUCUGGGUGUGCACACCCUAGUAGUCACCAAUGCAGCUGGAGGACUCAACCCCAAGUUUGAGGUCGGAGACAUCAUGCUGAUCCGUGAUCACAUCAACCUACCGGGUUUGUGUGGUCAGAACCCUCUCCGUGGGCCCAAUGAGGAAAGGUUUGGAACUCGUUUCCCUGCCAUGUCUGAUGCCUAUGACCGGGAUAUGAGGCUGCUGGCUCAUCGCAUCUGGGAACAAAUGAAGGAGCAGCGAGAGCUCCAGGAGGGCACCUACGUGAUGGUGGCGGGCCCCAACUUUGAGACUGUGGCAGAGUGCAUGCUGUUGCAGAAACUGGGGGCAGAUGCUGUUGGGAUGAGCACAGUACCAGAAGUCAUCGUGGCAAGGCACUGCGGGCUGCGAGUCUUUGGGUUCUCCCUCAUCACCAAUAAGGUCAUCAUGAAUUAUGAAAGCCACAAGACGGCCAAUCACCAGGAAGUGCUCGAUUCUGGGAAAAAUGCUGCACAGAAAUUGGAAGAGUUUAUCUCCAGACUUAUGGAUUGUGUUCCACAGACUGAGAAAACCUGUUAACCAGCCCUGGAGUGACCUGGCCUCAACCUUAUGGGAUCCAGGUAGCUGCUACUACUUCAGUCCCUUGCUCGGGCCACAUGCCUCUGUCCUGUGGUAGCAGCAGAAUAGAGAGGAAGAUCCCUAUCUUUCCUUUCCCUAUUUCCCCCACCAGACUCUACUGGUGCUUGGUCCUCUUGAGAAGCUGUUUUCUCAAAAGGUUUCCACCUCUGUCCUUCCCCUAAAGCUGGAGCCCAAGCCCUACCACGCUUCUGUGGAUAUGCCCGAGAUUUGAUUUGGGCCAUGGAAGUUGGCAGAAUAGCAGCUGAGCUGCUGCUAGUUUUUUGAGAUGAUGCUCUCACAUUCCUGGGUACUUAGUUCUGCCUCCCCCAAAGCACUGGAGACCACAAGAACCAGUCCAAUACCUCUCAGCUUUGAUACUAUUGUAUUUUGAGAAUAAAGAGAAAGAUGAAAUAAUUUCUUCAUUUUUGUACAAUUUGAAAUGGGGCUGGGACCCAGGCCAUGAAAGGCAUGUGAAGGCACAUAUCUACAUGACUGCUGCUCAGACUGGUAGCUCAGGACUGAGUUGAGGUAGAACGUGAAUGAAGGAAAGGGUGAAGCAAAGGCAAAAUGAUGAAAGAUGUUAGAAGAUGAAGAAGGUGGGGCUAAUUUCUGGCACAUGGUGGCCACCUCCUUCAGACCAGACUUGUUUUCAUCCCUUCUGAUUGCUUCACUCCCUGAUCAUUCUCUAGUGAAUGUUUGAAUUAGUUCACUGAUUUCAGUUUUUAUUUCAUUGUUGCCGUUUCCUUGUUAAGCCCCAAUUUUAUUUCCUCUUGAUUUCCUUCUCUCCCCUACUCCAACACAUGCCGUAAUUAUCGUGCAACUAUACUCCUCAGCUCCAUUCUGAUAAUGCAGGACCAAUUGCCCUUCCUCUGCGGCCAGCCACUCCCCAGCUGGUUAGAGUCCUGCCAGCCACAAGCAAACAUUGAAGUUGUCUCAUCCUCAGUUUUUCCUCCUGGGGACUCAGUUCUGCCUCCCCCAAAGCACUAGUAUCUCCUUUUGCCUUCUUUUGGGGUUCUGUUUCUCUUCUCUUGCUUGAGCAGAACCUCCUGUGAAGCGGAAUGAGCUCCCUUUCGUUGGCUCAUUCACUAUGUCUGUGCUAAUCGACUUGCAUUCAGCUGGCUGGCAUGUUUGGAAGCCACAUCACCCUUAUUUUGUGUUUGGCUUAUUUGGUGUUUGGCUUUCUUAAUCCUUGGGUUAGGAACCAGAAUGGUGCCACCCUGAAAAAUAAGUCCCACAGAAACUUGUGUUUCUUGAAUGGAAAAUAAGGGUAUUUUGAGAAAGAACAGUGCUAGGUGAGCUAAUGGUGGUGACAUUUCAGUUAUCAGUAUAAUAUGGAAGAGGCAUUUUGAACCGAAAGCUUUUAAAACUUUCGAAUCACCCUUUGGUGGCUGACCUGAUUAGCUGAGCCCAACACAAAGAGAAACAUCCUGGUGUGGUCCUGAUACCCUUUUCUCUCACCAGUACUCUGAACCCCAAACCAGGUCUAAAACUUGGACAAGCUACUAGCAACUCAUUUAUCUCAGAGCUGGUUUAGAGGGAAGUACUGUAUAUCCUUUAGAUAUGGACACAUUCACAGCUAGAAUGUGUUCAUUUAAUGAUGUGGCUUGAGGAUGUCUCUUCAAUCAAAUCUCUAUAUAACACUCUUAGCUAAGAAAAUGUUAAAUUCAGACAAAAAUUGGUCUUUCCUUGUCAGUGCCUACAAUCUUAAGCCACACAUUUGGAGCCCAUGGUAAGGGAUCAUCUGACACUAUUGGUGGGAAUGUAAACUGGUCCAACCAUUAUGGAGAGCAAUAUGGAUUUCCCUCAAAAAGACUAAAAAUGGAAAUAAAUACCUGGGACCCAGCGAUUCCAAUCUUGGAUAUAUAUCCAAAGAAUAUGAAGCCAUCAGCACAAAAACCACAUAGGCAGCCAUGACGACUGUGUUGUGUAUAGGAAGCUUCAUAUAAAACUUUCAGCUUAGUCUUAAGUGAUGGGGAGGAGGAGGAGGAUAUCAUGCUAGGGUGAGUCAAAGCACACAGCCUUGAAAAGCACUAGAUCUGUGCCUGGGCCAUUGUCACACACAUGACUAGAACUGAGGACAUCAAGCAAGACAUGGGCUGAUAGGACACUUUGGGGAUUAGAGGGAGGACGAAUUUGGUGUUUGACUUUCUUAAUCCUUGAUCUGCUUCUUGGUAAGAUGGGUCAGGAACCAGAAUGGUGCCACCUGAAAUGGUGCCACCUUGAAUGGAAAAUAAAAGGGCAUUUCUAAGUUUUUAGACUUAAAUGGAUUUACCAUAUAGAGGUAUCAUGUAUUUCAGGAUAGAAUACUAGACUCAAAAGGAAAGUUAUACAGGCCUCCCUGGUGGUGUAAGGGGUUAAGAGGCAGCCUAUGAAGCAACUUGCAGCCUCUGCAGCACGAGUUUGAUCCCUGGCCAGGGAAUUACCCACAUGGCACAACAGACCUCUCCUGUCUUGCCCACUGCUCCCCUCAGCAGUGUACUUCAGUCGAUCUGUUUCUGUUCCCCACUCUGUCUCUGAGUCCUCUCAUUCCCCGGUCCCACUCCCCCCCCCCCCGCCCCCCAACUACACACACACACCUCUGGCCUGUACUCCAGUUCUUGUAUGCAUAAAUAAAUAAAUCUUCAGGGAAAAAAAAGGAGGAAAGUUAUACAUUUGAUAUCUUAAUUCAAGUCUAAUUCAUUAGUUCUAAGCUGAAGUAAAAAGCAGAAGCUGCUUUUUACACAUGUAUAUUAUUAUAUUCAUGUUAGAGCAUUACAUAUACUCCCGGUGAUAAGAUACAAAAUUGUAUAUUCUUGCUUGUACAAACUAAGAGAUAUGACAAAGGUAGCUAUGGGCCAAAAGGAUGAAAUCUUGCUAUCUGCAACAUGGAUGGAACUGGAGGGAAUUGUGCUAAAUGAAAUAAGUCAGAAGGAAAAAGACAAAUACUGAUGAUUUCACUCACAUGUGGAAUAUAGAGAAAACAACAGAAAACACCACAAAGGAACUGACAAAACUAAGCCAAAAUAAACCCAAAAAGUGUUGCUGCAUAACCGAGGCCAUUAGAUGGGGAGGGAAACAAAGGUAGCCGCACAAAGGUCCAGGUAAAGAAUGACAGGUGCUUGGAUGUUGGGGUGGUAUGUUGACAUACAUCUGGGUAGGUGUGAACCCACUUCCCUAAAUCAUAUUCAGUGUUGUAAACCAAUGUUACCUCACUAAAGGAAAAAAAUAAACUAUAACAUUGUUAACAAAUAAAAGUAGCUAUGGACAGGUAAUAAUUAUAGGUGAUAGGUAUUAAUUCUAAAUUAGUUCAAUAGAAUUCUAGGUUUUAGGAAGUAUGGAUUGGGGAGUGAAAACAUGAACACAAAGUGUCUUUAAUUACUUUAAAACAGCUUUAUUGAGAUAUAAUCACACACAAUAAAAUCCUCUCAUUUAGAGCCUCCCUGAUAGUGCAGUGGGUUGAGCACAGCGCUGUGAAGCCAUCCUCAGCCUCUGUAGCGCGGGUUCGAUUCCUGGCUGGCCAGAGUCCCACAUGGCACGGCAGACAGCAGUGUAUCUCAGAAGAUCUGUCUGUUCUGCUCCCCACUCUGUCUCUGGUGAAUCCUCUCACCAUUCCCCCACACCUCUGGCCUGUACCCUGGCUCUUGUAUGCAUAAAUAAAUAAAUCUAUAAAAUAC